CCUUUACGGUACUGGAAUAUUAGUACAAUACUAUCCCGGGGCUCAUAUAAUCCCCCUUUGUCGCUUCAAUCUUCGGAACCCUUCCGAAAGGGAAGCAAGCUCCUCCGCUGGAACCACAUCUCGUUGACGCUUAUUUUUACCGUCUCCCGCUAUUUCAGUUCGCAUCCUUCCCUUCUACCUGUGCUACCAUAGUGUCAUACAUCACCACCCAAUACGGGCGGGGCACCCCAGCGAGUACCCAGUCAAUUCUAAGCUCCAUUAUUGCCCUAAGGUACCACCCCACGCCCCGCAAAACACUUGAGCACGGUGCGAGCACUUAAAGUACUAUCAUAAUAUUAUUAUCAUCUAUCCCUCCCACCCUACUGCCCCCGUGCCCAUAAUUUCUCGCCCUUCCCUUCUUACUCUAUUUCUCCCCACCUCUCCAAUACCCGGCUGCUACUUUAAAACACCGAUCCCCAACUAAAUCCAACCAUAAUAUUAUUACCGUAGCUAGCCUUUUUAGGCCCCAUCAUUGAUCGUCACUCUCCUCGACAAAACUUCCUUCCUUCCUUACAAUGGGGAAUUUGGGUCGUCAGACCUGGGCGUUGUGGAAGAAGAAUGUCCGCAUAGUACUUCUGCGACAUCCACUCGCCACAAUCUUUCGUUCUGUCGUGUUGCCCAUCUUUUUCAUUGGUUUCAUCUCGUAUGCGAGGAACUUGUUUGUUCCACCGGCAACCUAUGGUGUCGGCACACCAGCACAUGUCAAGGAUCUCCAGAGGGAGUUACUUGCACACUCGGAUAAGAAAUUGGCUUUUGUUCACAACAAUCUUGGAUCGGAGGUGAGGGACUUGAUUGAUGGGAUUGCGAGUCCCUUGAUAGCGGCGGGCAUACAGGUGGCUAUAUUGGAGAAGAAUGAGGAUUUGCGGAUCGAGUGCAAGCAGACUUUAAGGGGGAGUUCGCCUUGCUUUUCCGCCGCCGUUUUCGACGAUAGUCCUGCUAGCUCGGAUAAUGGUGUUUGGAAUUACACACUUAGGGGUGAUAGUUCUUUAGAUGGUAACAAAAUCAAUGUUAAGGAUCAUGACAACGAUGUUCAGACGUUCUUGAUGCCCUUGCAGUAUGCUAUCGAUAGGGCUAUUGCCGGCCGGGCUCGUCAGGGAAGUGGGGAUGUUGUGGUCGAUGAAUACAUGUAUACCUCUUUGUCACAAAAGGAGCGUGAGGAUAAGAUCCGUAGAGACUACAUGACUGGUAUCACCCAAUAUAUUGGUGUCGCUGUCUUCCUUGGCCAUGUGGGUAUAAUAUACCAUCAAACUGGUUUCCAAGCUCUGGAGCGCGAACGUGGAAUAUCCGCCCUUCUCGAGUCCAUGGGCGUUUCCAAAUCUGCGAGGAUCUUGGCUUAUUUUCUCUCAUUCUCCUGGGUGUACUCUGGCGGAUGGGUCGUUAUGGGUCUUACGAUGGCUCGAGGAGUCUUCGCUACUACGAACGCUGGUAUCAUUUUAGUCUGGUUCAUUCUAACUGGGCUCUCCUGCGCCUCGUUCUCCAUCUUUGCGUCUUCGUUCUUCAAGAGGACACAACUCUCAGGAAUAUCUACUACCUUAAUUAGCAUUGUUUUAGGCAUUGGCGCCCAAGUGUGCCACGGAUCUUCUUCUGGCGCUAUCGCCAUUCUUAGUUUGAUUUGCCCUUCAUCCAACUUUGUCCUGAUGGCUGUCAUUCUUGGUCGCUUCGAGAAGAAAGGUCAAGCUGCUUCGCUCACCAAGUCCCCGCCUGACCAAGCUUCGACUAUUCCAGCUAUUGUUUUGUUUGUUUUCCUCAUUAUUCAGAUCAUUGGGUUCGCCAUCGGUGCUGCUUACGUUGAGAAAUGGCUUUACGGGACCGAAUCUCCUGGACACAGGAGUUCUAAUCCAGCUUUGAUCGCCCCCGAAAACGCUGUCGAGAUUCGAGCUUUUACUAAGAGGUAUAAGCCGAGUAUUUUGGGUAACUUGCUUGCGGCUGGAAAGAAAGAGACUGUUACAGCUGUGAACAAACUUGAUCUCGAUAUCCGCCAGGGACAGGUCCUUGUCCUUCUCGGCGCUAAUGGAUCCGGAAAGACGACAACCCUCGAGGCCAUCGCCGGACUGGCCACUGUCGACGAAGGAGAAAUCCGAAUCAAUACGGGAAAAAAGGGCGGUAUAGGAGUCUGUCCCCAGAAGAACGUGUUCUGGGAUGAGUUGACGGUUGAGGAGCACGUCGGGAUCUGGAACAAACUAAAGUGUGAGGGAGACAGCAAGGAAAUUCUCCAUCAGCUUCUCCGCGACUGCGAUCUAUUGGUAAAGAAAAAGGCCAAGUCCAGCACUCUCUCCGGUGGACAAAAGCGGAAACUUCAACUUGCAAUCAUGUUUACCGGUGGUAGCAAUGUCUGCGCCAUUGAUGAGGUUUCAAGUGGAUUGGACCCCCUUAGCCGACGUAAGAUCUGGGAUAUCAUCCUCGCCGCCAGAGGAGAACGCACCAUCAUCCUAACCACUCACUUCUUGGACGAGGCUGACCUGCUGGCCGACCAUAUCGCAAUAUUGUCCAAAGGUACACUCAAGUGUGAGGGAUCUGCUGUAGCAUUAAAGGCCAAAAUGGGUGGCGGUUAUAGAGUUCAUGUCCCGCGUUAUUUUCCCGAAGUCUCGGGCGUUUCAGCCAAGCGACUUUAUGAUCAGACCGUUUACAAUAUUCCUGAUUCUACAUCGGCUGGCGAAUUGGUUGAUAAGCUCGAAACACGUGGAGUCGAUGAGUACCAUGUAUCGGGGCCAACCAUCGAAGAUGUAUUCCUCAAGGUCGCCGAGGAGACGGCGGAUAUUCAAGAUCAGCAACUCAGGCAAUCGCCGAGCACCGAGGCAGCAGAGAAAGAAUCCGAGGAUGUUAAUCUUUAUGCCGGCGAGAGGCUUGGGAUAUUCAAACAGACUUGGGUCAUGUUCCGAAAGCGUCUCGUCAUCUUCAAAAGGAACUAUUUCCCGAUUGUCGCGGCUAUCGCCAUUCCCAUUCUCGCUGCCGGCUUGACCAUGAUCUUCUUGAAGGACUACGAUAAGGCUUCGUGCUCCAAUGCAGACCAGACCAGCACCGCCGAUGUGGAACGGCUAACUUUCAACACCAAAUUCAACGUUACACUUGGGCCCCGGAGCAACUUUCCGGCCCAGGUUCUGGAAACCCUGGCCUCCACUAUACUUCCUGCGGAUAUUGGCGGCACGCAAAACGAGACCCUGAUGCGGAGCUUUAACGACUCGUUGCACUUUGUGGACUCCCUCGAUGAUUUCGAACGUAACAUUAAAAUCAACUAUCACAAUGUCACCCCCGGUGCAAUCUACCUAGGAGGGAGAGAUCCUUCAACAAAUGCCACAAUUGCCUUCAAGGGUAAUCGUAAUGUUAGGAAUGCGCUCAUCGCUCAGAAUAUGGUGGAUAACCUUCUUCUUGGCCAGAGGAUUGUCACGCGAUACGCCGAGUUCGACUUCUUUUGGUCCGAUGGACAGGGCCUUACAUUGCAGUUUGUUGUUUAUAUGGGACUUGCUCUGUCCGCUUUCCCGGCCUUCUUUGCACUCUACCCUACCGUCGAACGUAUCCGCAAUGUUCGUGCUUUGCAUUACUCUAAUGGUGUCAGGGCCCUCCCGUUGUGGCUUGCUUAUACUGCGUUUGACUUUGUCGCUGUAUUGAUCAUUAGUGUUAUCUGCACAAUUAUUUAUGUUGCGAGCACGAACGAUGUAUGGUUCCAUAUUGGAUACUUGUUCCUUGUACUCUUGCUGUACGGGCUCGCGUCAGUCUUGCUGGCUUAUAACGUCUCUCUCAUGGCUAAGGGUCAGUUGAGCGCUUUCGCGAUCGUUGCUGGUGUUCAAGCCGUGAUGUUCCUACUCUACUUUAUCGCCUUCACGUCGGUGCUCACUUACGCCCCUGCAUCGGAGAUGGAUGACCAAAUCAAUAUUGUUCACUUUGCGUUCUCAGUGCCUCUGCCGAUUGGUAGUUUGGCUCGUGCUCUAUUUCUGGCACUGAAUAUCUUCUCUAUCUCCUGUCGCGGCGAGGAAUGGGCCACGAACCCCGGAGAAAUUACUCUAUAUGGAGGUCCAAUUCUCUAUCUCAUUAUGCAGUCGAUCUGUUAUUUCCUUCUUCUUCUCUGGUGGGAUAGCGGUCGCUUCCGCCUUGCGCUGCCGUGGAGAAGAGUGAGCACCGUCAAUUCCGAUAGCGAACCCGACGUUGGAGCAGCUGGUGCCGAGAAGCAACAUAUCAAUGAUGAAAUCACCAGAGUGACCUCCUCAAACGAUGGCCUUCGUGUAGUCGGCAUUACCAAAUCCUUCUCACGCAAGUUGGUUGCUGUAGAGAGCGUUACUUUCGGAGUUGCUCGCGGUGAGGUUUUCGCCCUUCUCGGACCCAAUGGUGCUGGUAAAACCACGACAAUCAACAUGAUUCGUGGUGACAUGGCUCCUGACAGUGGAGAAGUCUUUGUGGAAAACAUUCCUGUUACCAGACGUCGCGCGGAGGCAAGAUCUCACCUCGGUGUCUGCCCGCAAUUCGAUGCGAUGGACCGUAUGACGGUUGCCGAGCACCUCCGUUUCUACGCCCAAAUUCGUGGUGUCAAGGACGUGGAGCACAAUGUUUCCCAGGUCAUCCGCGCCGUCGGUCUCGAGGCUUUCCAAACCCGCAUGGGCGAGAAGCUCUCCGGUGGUAACAAGCGUAAGCUCUCCCUCGGCAUUGCCCUUAUGGGAAAUCCAACAGUCCUCCUCCUCGAUGAACCUUCUUCGGGCAUGGAUGCAGCAGCGAAACGUACCAUGUGGAAGACCCUCGCCGGCAUUCAAAAGGGUAGAAGUCUUGUCCUGACGACCCAUUCAAUGGAGGAAGCUGAUGCCCUUGCCUCACGUGCUGGUAUCCUCGCGAAGAAAAUGCUUGCAGUCGGAACCAGCGAUGACCUCCGGAAGCGCUGGGGCGACGGGUACUACAUCCACCUUGUCCUUAAGUCUGCACCCGCAAGUACAGAGGCGGAAAUGCACAAUGUGAAGGAUUGGGUCCUGCGUAGGUUCCGUGGCGCUGUUGUUGAGCAGCGGAGUUUUCAUGGACAGGUUCGCUACUCAAUACCAAUCUGGCGUGGGGAGGAUGAAAACGAGAGUGAUAUUACACCCACUGGAGCCUCGCGGCGCGCCGGUACUGGUGUCAAUAGGGCCUUGGGAUUGGAAUACUAUUCUGUUUCGCAGACUACGCUUGAUCAAGUCUUCCUAACCAUCGCCGGAAGCGCCAACGUAGCCGAGGAAGGAUACGAGGCCAAUAAGAAGAAGAAGUGGUUUAGAUUUUGGAAUAAAUCUUGA
This is a messenger RNA of Tuber melanosporum (Perigord truffle), 5282 nucleotides long. RefSeq lists its product as uncharacterized. The coding region runs from base 555 to 5282 and encodes 1575 amino acids. Gene Ontology annotation, biological process: transmembrane transport; lipid transport. The transcript is spliced from 6 exons. Gene Ontology annotation, cellular component: membrane; intracellular membrane-bounded organelle. Gene Ontology annotation, molecular function: ATP hydrolysis activity; lipid carrier activity; ABC-type transporter activity. Lineage: Eukaryota; Fungi; Ascomycota; Pezizomycetes; Pezizales; Tuberaceae. The record is from RefSeq and is a predicted model, not a curated record.